AUGGCGAUGGCUCUGGCGAUACUGCGGGACUGGUGCAGGUCGAUGGGCGUGAACGCUCAGCGAUCUCUGCUCAUCCUGGGCGUCCCAGACGACGUUGAAGACCAGGAAUUCCAGGAGGCUGUGCAGGCUGCCCUGCGUUCCCUGGGCAGGUACCGAGUGCUGCGCAAGGGCUACAGAAAGGAGCUGGGGUCGAGGGUUGCCCUGGUCGAGUUUGCUGAGUAUAUAAAUCGAAGCUUGAUCCCCCGCCAAAUACCAGGCAAGGGGGGGCCCUGGACUGUGGCCUGCCUGCCCCAGGCCCCUGAUGCUGAGUCACAGGAUAGACCCAGUUUCCCUGCACAGCCCCAGAGACAAGCAGUGGUUGGCAGGGCAGGUGAGGCAGGAACUGCAGGUCACUCAGGAACUGCGGGUGAGGAGGAAGCUGUAGGGGAGGCGGGAGCCGCAGGUAUGGAGGGAGACGCAGGUGAGGAGGAAGGCUUAGGUGAGGUGGCAGCGGGAGGUGAGGAAGGAGCUGGAGUUGAGGCAGGAGCUGCAGGUGAGGCAGGAGGUGCAGGUGAGGGAGGGGCUGGAGGUGAGGCAGGGGCUGGAGGCGAGGAAGGAGCUGCAGGUGAGGAGGGAGCUGCAGGUGAGGCAGGAGGUGCAGGUGAGGCAGGAGCUGCAGGUGAGGCAGGAGGUGCAGGUGAGGCAGGAGGUGCAGGUGAGGCAGGAGGUACAGGUGAGGAAGGGGCUGGAGGUGAGGCAGGGGUUGAGGGUCAAGCAGGAGCUGAAGGUGAAGCAGGAGUGUCAGACGACGAGGGAGCUGCAGGUGAAGGAAAUGUUGCAGGCGAGGCAGCACUUCCGAGUAUGGCAGGACCCGCGGGCGAGGCAAUGACCGCGGCUGAGGAAGCAGCUGUGGAAGCGGCAGGCGCCAUGGGUGAGGCGGCGCCCUGGACCCAGCAGUGGAGGCAGGCCUUGCAGGCCGUGCCAGACACCGCGGGCUCCCAGGAGCUGGGAACCUUCUCUGGGAUGCAAGAGCCGGGCCACGGGGAAGAGUCCUUUGAGAGCUGGCUGGAGCAGGCCAGCGACAUGCUGCACCUGUGGCGCCACGUGUCUGAGGGGGAGAGGAGGAGGAGGCUGGUGGAGAGCCUGCGCGGCCCCGCGCUGGACGUCCUGCGCGGCCUCCUGGCGGAAGAUCCCGAGCUGGCCGCCCAGGACUGCCUGGCCGCGCUGGUGCAGGUGUUUGGGAACACGGACCCCCGGGAGAGCGCUCGGCUGAAGUUCCUGACCUGUGCCCAGCGGCCCGAGGAGACUCUCCCUGCGUACGUGAUGCGCCUGGAAGGCCUGCUGCAGUCGGCCCUGGAGAAGGGGGCCAUCCUCCCGGCCGUGGCGGACCAGGUGCGCGCCCGGCAGGUGCUGAUGCGGGCCCGGCUGAACGACACGCUCCAGCAGACGCUGAGGACGCAGCUGAUGACCAGGCCUCCCGGCUUCGUGCGGAUGCUGCGGCUCCUCCAGAUGACCGAGGCCUGCGAGGCCGCCCUGGCUAGCAGGGAGCUGUUCCCAGGGGAAGAAGAGGCCCGUGUGGACGUUGGAGUCCUGGCAGCAGCCUCCCAGGCCGCCGCGGCCCAUGAGGCCAUCACCGCGGGCACCACUGUGGAUGGCACCAAGGCCUCCCCGGCCGGUGAAGAUACCUCCACCCAGGCCGCCCUUUCCAAGCAAGGUAGCGCCGAGGACCACCCGGCGCCCGAAGAGGCCAGUGAGGCAGUUGCGGGCACUGCCAAGGCUGGCGAGGCGGGCCCUGAAGACCAUGGUGCCGCCAGGGCAGCCCCUGGCCCUGGGGAGACCAGCAAGGCCUCCGCGGCCACUCAGGAAGGUGGAAGAGCUCCCGGCCCUGCGGGCCUAGGUCCGGCAGGACCCACACAUGCCCGCGGAGUCCCCAUGCCUGGCCGGAUGGGCAGUGCUUCCCCGGUGGCCCCAGGAGGUCCUGGCUGGGAGCCAGAGGGCCUCGCCCAGGCAGGAGGCCAGCAGGCCGAGGAGACCCCUGAGGAGGGGCUCCAGCAUGUCCCAGAAGAGCCAGGAAAUGAGGACGGGGCUGCAGAGAUGAGCCCCCCGGGGUCGUCCUCGGGCCAGUAGGCUCAGCAGGCCCCGGGGCCCCCAGGCUUGGAGGCAGGGGGAGGCCAGCCCUGGCAGCCUCCUGGCCCCAUGUUAGGGGCCACUCAAGGUGCCUGGGCCUCCCUCCCGAGAGGGGACCCCUGUUCGUCAUCCCCUGGGCAGGCUGCUCCCUGUCCUGGCGAGCCCCAAUGUGUCCCUGUAGGCCCCAGAGGGACCCAGGUGUCAAGGAACCCCCCCAGCCCCCGCUCCCCUCCCCCCCAACACACACACCCUAGCCAUCGCCCCCCCGGAGAGCCCUGAGGUACGACACGUGCCAGCCAAGGCUCUGGUCUGUGUGGGCCAGUGUCGUGA
Molecule: messenger RNA, 2436 nt
Organism: Kogia breviceps (pygmy sperm whale)
Lineage: Eukaryota; Metazoa; Chordata; Mammalia; Artiodactyla; Physeteridae
Product: paraneoplastic antigen Ma6F-like
Source: RefSeq, a predicted model, not a curated record